AUGGCCACAGACGACAAGUCUUCACCCAUACUGGAAUCUGCCAGCGAGCUGCCCAGGUCUCCAAGUAGUCCAUCCCAUCUUACUCAUUUUAAACCUUUGACUCCAGAUCAAGAUGAGCCACCCUUCAAAUCUGCCUAUAGUUCUUUUGUAAAUUUGUUCCGGUUCAGCAAAGAUGAGGUCAGAGUGGUCUCUCCUGCUGAAAGGACGGAGUCUGGUCCUGGGGACCCAGCAAUUAGAAACACAUGGUCUAGUCCUCAUCACUCACCAAUAUCACAGCCUGUCAAGUUUCCAGUGCAGUACAAGAAGCAGUUACUUGGAGAUAGGAGGUCUUCAACCAGCUCAGAGACCAGAAGAAAAGCAGAACCACCCCUGGGUCACGAUCCUCGCACUGCAGUACAGCUCCGCAGUCUAAGCACUGUUGUCAAACGCUUAAAAGAAAUUAUGGAAGGAAAGAGCCAGGACAGCGACUUAAAGCAGUACUGGAUGCCCGAUAGCCAGUGCAAAGAGUGUUAUGAUUGCAGCGAGAAGUUUACCACUUUCCGUCGGAGGCAUCACUGUCGGCUUUGCGGUCAGAUAUUCUGCAGCCGCUGUUGCAACCAGGAGAUUCCAGGAAAAUUCAUGGGUUAUACAGGUGAUCUUCGGGCUUGUACCUACUGUUGUAAGAUUGCCGUAAACUAUGCACACUCCACGGAGAGCCAUGUCAUUGGAGAAGACCUGAAUACAUUGUCAGAUUCCUCCUGUUCUAUUUCUUUAUUGGAUCCUGGAGAACCUCGCACACCAGUGGGAGGAAGAAAGUUUAGUCGUAAUAUAUUUUUAGAGGAAGAUCUUGCCUGGCAAAGCCUUGUGCACCAGGAUUCUAGUAAACCGCUGACUGCACGUCUUGCUUCAGUUCAAGAAGAUCCUGGAAAGUCACCUGCGAGGAAUCGGUCUGCCAGUAUUACUAAUUUAUCACUGGAUCGUUCUGGAUCCCCCAUGGUGCCAGCCUAUGAAAGUUCUGUCAGCCCCCAAGCCUCCCGGACAUACCUAAAGAAUGACACCAAUGAAGAGGAGAGGAAAAUACUACUGGAUUCCGUGCAGCUGAGGGAAUUAUGGAAAAAGAUUUGUAACAACAACAGUGGCAUGGAGUUCCAGGAUCAUCGUUAUUGGCUAAGAACACACCCCAACUGCAUUGUGGGAAAGGAGCUGGUUAAUUGGCUAAUUAGAAAUGGGCACAUUACAACUCGAGCACAGGCUAUAGCAAUUGGACAAGCUCUUGUGGAUGGUCGAUGGUUAGACUGUGUCACCCACCAUGAUCAGCUUUUUCGUGAUGAAUAUGCCUUAUACAGACCUCUUCAGAGCACCGAAUUUUCCGAGACUCCUUCGCCUGAUAGUGAUUCUGUGAACUCUGUAGAAGGACAUUCUGAGCCAUCAUGGUUUAAGGACAUCAAAUUUGAUGACAGCGACACAGAACAAAUUGCAGAUGAGGGUGAAGAUAAUUUAACUAACUCUGCCAGUCCUAGCAAACGCACAUCAGUCAGCAGCUUCCAGUCUGCUAUGGAUAGUGAUUCGGCCGCUUCCAUCAGCCUCAAUGUGGAGAUGGACAACGUCAACUUCCACAUCAAGAAGCACUCCAAGUACCCCCAUGUACCCCCUCACCCAGCUGACCAGAAAGAGUUUCUUCAGUCUGAAGACGGAGGGCAGCAGGUCAUUUCAAUCAGUGACGCUUUCAUCAAAGAGUCUCUAUUUAAUCGACGAGUGGAAGAGAAAUCUAAAGAUCUACCCUUCACUCCUUUGGGAUGGCACCAUAACACCCUGGAUCAACUAAGAGAAGAAAAUGGUGAAAAACAGGCAAUGGAGAGGCUAUUGUCUGCCAACCACAGUCACAUGAUGUCCCUAUUACAGCAGCUUCUGUAUAAUGAAUCGCUCUCUCUUCCUUGGCGUGACAUCAUAGUGCCACUGGUUUGUCAAGUAGUUCAGACUGUCCGACCCGAUGUCAAGAAUGAUGAUGACAUGGACAUCCGCCAAUUUGUCCACAUCAAAAAAGUUAAUUCCAGGGGGAAAGAAAUCCGAUUCUACGGUGGUGAAUGGAUUUGUUUGCACUAAAAAUAUUGCACAUAAAAAGAUGAAUGCCAGCAUUAAAAGCCCUAAAAUUCUGCUUCUAAAAUGCUCCAUUGAGUAUUUAUAUAGAGAAGAGACAAAAUUUAC
Nanorana parkeri is the source of this 2184-nucleotide messenger RNA. RefSeq names its product phosphoinositide kinase, FYVE-type zinc finger containing (gene PIKFYVE). The transcript is spliced from 16 exons. Lineage: Eukaryota; Metazoa; Chordata; Amphibia; Anura; Dicroglossidae. Gene Ontology annotation, biological process: intracellular signal transduction. The coding region runs from base 1 to 2082 and encodes 693 amino acids. The record is from RefSeq and is a predicted model, not a curated record. Gene Ontology annotation, molecular function: metal ion binding; 1-phosphatidylinositol-3-phosphate 5-kinase activity.